Messenger RNA from Fimicolochytrium jonesii, 3914 nucleotides. RefSeq names its product P-loop containing nucleoside triphosphate hydrolase protein. The transcript has 7 exons. The record is from RefSeq and is a predicted model, not a curated record. Gene Ontology annotation, molecular function: ABC-type transporter activity; ATP hydrolysis activity; ATP binding. Gene Ontology annotation, cellular component: membrane. Gene Ontology annotation, biological process: transmembrane transport. Lineage: Eukaryota; Fungi; Chytridiomycota; Chytridiomycetes; Spizellomycetales; Powellomycetaceae. The coding region runs from base 86 to 3823 and encodes 1245 amino acids.
AUCAACCAUCAACCAUGGUUUCCAGUUCAUCGUUCAAUCAACCAACCAACCACCCCUCAUUCACUUCACGCAGGUCUGCUGGGACAUGUCGUCGGCGCGACAAACGAAUCUAAUUCGCACACUCUACCUCUCAUCCAUCCUCCGCCAAUCGCGUUCCUUCUUCGACACGCACAACGCCGGGGAGCUAUCCACACGUUUAACCUCCGACAUCGAGCUGAUCCAGAACGGCACCGGCGAAAAAGUCGGUUUGUUCAUGCAGGCGUCCUGCACGUUGGUCGCGGCGAUCGUGAUUGCGUUCAUCCAGAGCUGGAAAGUGACGCUUGUGUUGGGAUGUCUGUUCCCGUUUAUGGGCGCCAUCAAUGUUGUUUGUAAUCGGUGGGCCGCCAAGAACGGGAUCGCGGCGUUGACUGCUUAUGCGGAAGCUAACUCCGUGGUUGAAGAAGCCCUGUCCGCCAUCCGGACGUUGAUGAGUCUGAACGGGCAGAAAAGAUCUAGUAGGGAGUUUGUGAACCGGUUGGAGCCGGCGGAGAAGUUGGGCGUGGCCAAGGCGAAGGCUCAGGGGUUGGGACUUGCGGGUGUGCAGGCGUUUAUGUACUUGGCGUACUCUAUUGCGUUCUUCUAUGGUGCGUAUCUGAUUCAGCAGGGGCAGCUUACACCGGGGAAGCUUGUUGCUGUCUACUUUGCCUUGAUGAUUGGGACCAUGAGAAUGAGCAGCGUAGCCCCCGAACUCGCGGCCUUCAGCAACGCCUGCGCGGCCGCCUUCGCCAUCUUUACCCUCAUCGACGCCGAACCCCAAAUCGCCAAACCGCGCUCCCCCACCACCCCCCCAACCACCAUUCCCACCUUCAACGGCGCAAUAAACUUCCAAAACGUCACAUUCACCUACCCCUCCCGGCCAACCGUCAAAGCCCUCGACAACUUCACCCUCCAAAUCCAACCGGGAAAAACAACCGCCUUCGUGGGCGCCAGCGGAUCCGGAAAGUCAACCAUCAUCGCCCUCGUCGAACGCGGAUACGAACCCACAGAGGGCACAAUCACCGCCUCCACCACCACCGAACUCCGCGAUUUGGACCACGCAUGGUGGCGCAACCAAAUCGGUAUCGUCUCCCAAGAGCCCUCUCUCUUUGACAUGUCGAUCGCCGAAAACAUCGCACUCGGCGCGCCUGAGGGUUCACCGCCGCCUACCCAGCAGCAGAUAGAGGAGGCGUGUAAGUUGGCGAAUGCGCAUGCGUUCAUUGAGAAGCUGCCGGAGGGGUAUAAUACGGUUGUUGGGGACCGCGGGGCGUUGAUGAGUGGAGGCCAGAAGCAGAGGAUAUGCAUUGCGAGGGCGCUUGUGAGGAAUCCGAAGGUUUUGUUGCUUGAUGAGGCGACUAGUGCAUUGGAUAGCAACUCCGAACGCCUCGUCCAAUCCGCCCUCGAACGCGCCUCACUGGGCCGCACGACCCUCGUCGUUGCCCACCGUCUCAGCACCGUGCGCACCGCCGACACCAUCGUCGUCAUGAACCAGGGCAAAAUCGUCGAGAUCGGCGACCACAAUUCGCUUAUUGAGGCUGAUGGCGUGUAUAGGAAGUUGGUGGAUAUGCAGCAGAUUGGGCAUGAGGAUGAGGAGGGGGGACCGGAGGGAUCAGAGGUGUCUGAUGAGGGAAUCCCGGCGUCCGAGUCGCAGCGGACGGUUACAUCCGCGCCACACCGUCGCGCAUCGACCACCACGACCGAAAAAAGGAAAUCUAUCGAUAUCAAACUCCACGACACCCCCACCGAAAAACCCUCCUCCGACGAAGCCGAAGAACCCACCUCCCCUUUCAAAUACCUCACCCGGAUGGCCUCAACCCUCUCCGGCCGCUCGCGCACUCGUCAACCCACUUCAGACGUCGAGCUCGGUCAACCCGCCGGUAAAGACGAAAAACCCCCCACCCGAUUCUUCAGACGGUUGUUGAUGAUCCACCGCCCCGAAUGGAACUUGCUUGCGCUCGGCGUGGCGAGCGCGGUGUUGAGUGGCGCGAUAUACCCGGUUUAUGCGAUCAUGUAUGGGUAUAUUUUGGAGGUUUUCACGUUGUUGGAUUUGGAUGAGAUGCGCCGCGAAGCCAACCGCUGGGCCGCAGGCUACAUAGUCGUCGCCGUCGCCGCCGGUCUCGGCAACUUUGGCGUCUCCUACCUCUUCGGGAAAAUCGGCGAGCGGGUCACCACGCGGCUCCGCACCCUCCUCUUCGACGCGAUGCUCCGUCAGGAAGUCGGGUGGUUCGACCGCGAUGAGAAUCGGACCGGGUCGCUUGUAAGCCGGAUUGCGAUCGAUACGGCGAGGGUGAAUGUGCUGGUCGGCACGGUGAUGGGGACGCUUGUGCAGCUGUUGGUGAAUGUGGUGGGGGGGUUGGUGGUGGGGUUUACGGCGAGUUGGAAGGUGACGGUGGUUACGAUGGGGUUGAUCCCGAUUUUGAUCUUUGCUGGAGCAAUGCAAAUCGCCUCCAUAAAAGGCUUCGGCGCCGCCACCCAAAAAGCCUACCAACGCGCGGCCUCCGUCGCCGUGCAAGCGAUGCAAAACCACACCACCGUGCAAUGCCUUGGGCGCGAAGAUACCUUCCUGGCAAAGUACAACCAGGCCCUCGAGGAGCCCAUCCGCGCGUCGCACCGCCAGGCGUUUUUCACGGGGGUUGGGUAUGCUGCGAGCAAUGGGUUGGGGUUCUUGGGCAACGCGCUUGCGUUUUGGUGGGGUGGGACGCUGUUUGCGGAUGGGGAGAUUGAUAUGAGGAGGAUGUUUACGGUUAUGAUGGCUACUGUUUUUGGGUCGAUGGCUAUGGGGAGAGCAAGCGCAUUCGCCGGCGACAUAUCCAAAGCCAAAUUCGCCGGCAAGGAAAUCAUCAAAAUCAUCGACCGCAAGACGCUGAUCGACGUCACCGGCCACGACAACCGACCCACCGCCGACUCCAACUCGCCGCACUCGGAGCUCAGAGUCCCCGAGAUGACCGAACCCAAGCGCAUCCCAGCCAGCACCCUCCCCACCCUGCACAUCGCCUUCAAAGACAUCUGGUUCGCCUACCCCACGCGCCCCACCCAAGCCGUCCUCCGCGGCCUCAACCUCGAGAUCAAACCGGGCACAACCGUCGCGCUCGUCGGAGCCUCAGGCAACGGGAAAUCAACCAUCGUGCAGCUCCUCGAACGCUUCUACGAUGUCCAGAAGGGGCAGGUCCUCAUCGACGGCGUACCGCUCACCUCCCUCGAUCUCGAAGACUGGCGUGAGCAGAUCGGAUACGUCGGGCAGGAACCCGUCCUCUUCGACGCCACCAUCCUGGAAAACAUCGCGUACGGGUCGCCCAAGUAUCGACGCGCCCAGCAGACGCAGGACGCCAAAUUGUUCGACCCGACCGCGACGCCCGCGGAACGUCUGGCGGUGGCCGGGAUCUCGCAGGAGGACAUCGUGAGGGCCGCGAAGGAUGCGAACAUAUAUGAUUUCGUGAGCAGGUUGCCGAUGGGGUUUGAGACGAGGGUGGGGAAUCGCGGGGCCCAUUUGUCGGGCGGUCAAAAACAACGCAUUGCGAUAGCCCGCGCCCUCAUCCGGCACCCCCGCGUCCUCCUCCUCGACGAAGCGACCUCAGCCCUCGACGCAACGUCCGAAAAAGUUGUUCAAGAAGCCCUCGACAAAGCCGCAAAGGGGCGCACGACCAUCGCUAUCGCUCAUCGCCUCUCGUCCAUCAAGGCAGCCGACUGCAUCUACGUGUUUAAGGAGGGAAUGGUUGCGGAGCAGGGAACGCAUUUGGAGCUGAUUAAGAUGAGGGGGUUGUAUUAUCAGAUGGUUGUGCAGCAGGAUUUGGGGGGUGGGGAGAUGUGAGGAGAAGUUUUUUUUUUGGGAGGGGACUGACGCUUUUUUUUGCUCGUAGUUUGCGGUUACCAUUCAGUUGUACAUGUACAUAAUAUAUCCG